Molecule: messenger RNA, 1285 nt
Organism: Jatropha curcas
Lineage: Eukaryota; Viridiplantae; Streptophyta; Magnoliopsida; Malpighiales; Euphorbiaceae
Product: alpha/beta-Hydrolases superfamily protein
Source: RefSeq, a predicted model, not a curated record
UGUUAAACGUCUCUCUCUUCCUAUAUAACAGAAUACGAUACACAGGAACAACUACCAGACCCAUUUUCUCUCUCUUUUUCCCUUAUAACCCAUUGUUUUCUUGUUUUUCUUCGUCAGACAAGCAUGGUGGCUCUUGAAAUAGGUCUAUCAAAAGCCAUGAACGCAAGAAUCAUCGGCUCCGGUAGCGAAGUCCUGGUUCUUGCACAUGGGUAUGGAGGAGAUCAGAGUGCUUGGGAUAAAAUAGUUCCAAACUUGUCUAUGCAUUUCAGGAUUCUGGUUUUUGACUGGAUAUUUUCUAGUGCUGUUACAGAAAAUCAAGAAGGAGAAGGGCUUUUUGACCCUGAAAAGUACUCUUCUUUUGAUGCUUUUGCUGACGACUUAAUUUCUCUUAUAGAAGAGAUGAACCUUAAAUCACCACUAGUUUUUGUUGGUCAUUCCAUGUCUGGUAUGAUUGGUUGCAUUGCUUCCAUUAAGAGGCCUGACCUUUUUCAGAGAUUGAUACUUAUUGCAGCUUCUCCCAGGUACAUAAAUGCAGAUAAUUAUGAAGGAGGGUUCAAGAGCUCAGAUAUUGACAGUUUAAUUAAAAACAUAGAAACCAACUUCCAAAACUGGGUUCCAUGCUUUGCUGCUGUUGUUAUGGAUUCAAAAGAUCCUGAAUCAGUAGAGAAGUUUAUAAAUUGCUUGUCUAACAUGAGGCCUGAAAUUGCCCUCUCAAUAGCCAAAACUGUGUUUUACUCCGAUGAAAGGGACAUUCUUGAAAAGGUUCAGGUUCCUUGCACCAUAAUUCAACCAUCAAACGACAUUGUUGUGCCAAACUCAGUUGCAUACUACAUGCAAGAGAAGAUCAAGACAAAAUCAACGGUGGAGAUUAUAGAUAGUGAUGGCCAUUUCCCUCAUCUAACGGCACACCAGCAGUUACUUGACGUGCUUAAUGGGGCAUUAGGACUUGCAAACAAUUAGACUGUUCUGUUCUGGUUUUUCAGGAGCAAAAUAUGGUAAAAGAAUAAUAAAUUUCUGUUGGGUAGUUCUUGUGUGUUCAUAAUUUGAUGGAAGGAAUUAAAUAGUAGGACUUUAAUGUAACAUUAUGGUUUUGGUUUGUAUUAGUGUUGUGGGUUUAACUGUAUUUUAUAUAUGAGUGUGAUUAUGUAGUUGGGAUUUGUUGGUUUUAUUAUUAAUAUUUGUAAAUUCUUUUUCUUUUCUGUUAUUUAAUGUUCAGGAUUUUCUUUGUUUAUGUGAUCUUGUUACUCUGAAAUGUAAUAUAUACUUGAUAGGCAUGUCUAUGGCA